AUGAAUCAAAUGGAAGAAGUAACCAGAGCACCAUUAGUUCUCUUCCUCCGAGGUCCUGUUGCAGAUGCAGACUUUCAAGUAAAAUUAAUCAAAAGAGAUGGAGUCUUGGGGUUUGUCAGAGUCAGUGCAACUAACCAGGAAUCGAACGUUGAAAAGCCUCUUCUGGGCCUUCCGAAGAGUGACGUGGCAGAAAGAAAAAGGGGGAGACUAAUCGGCAGUGUGAAUAAGCAAAAGAAACAGCAGCAGCAUCCACCUCCACCUCCUCAGCUCCCUCAGAUGUCAGAAGGUUCUGCUGAUGUUGAGCCAAAGCCAAAAAAGCAAAGGCAAAGGAGGGAGAGAAGGAAACCCGCGGCCCAGGCAAGGAAGCAGAAAACCAAACAAGCAGUUCCCAUUGGAGAACCUCAAGAACCAGAGAUCAAGCUAAAGUAUGGUACCCAGGUACUAGAUAAAACCGAUGCCAAGAACAAGUCUUUUUCCCCUUACAUCCAUGUAGUAAAUACAUGUGAACUGGGAGCUGUUUGUACAAUCAUCAAUGCGGAGGAAGAAGAACAGACAAAAUUGGUGAGGAGCCGGAAAGGUCAGAGAUCUCUAACCCCUUCUCCCAGCAGCACAGAAAGCAAGGUGCUUCAAGCUUCAUCCUUUAUGCUGCAGGGGCCUGUGGUAACCGAAUCUUCUCUUGUGGGGCAUCUGGUUUGCUGUCUCUGCGGCAAGUGGGCCAGUUACGGUAACAUGGGUGAUCUCUUUGGACCCUUUUAUCCCCAAGAUUAUGCAGCCACUCUUCCGAAGAAUCCACAUCUUAAGAGGUCCACAGAAAUGCAGAGUAAAGUCAAAGCUCGGUGCAAAAGUGCUUCUAAUGGUUCUAAAUCUGAGACGGAGGAGGAGGAGGAGGAGGAGGAGGAGGAGCAGCAGCAGCAGAAGGAGCAGAGAAGCCUGGCUGCCCAUCCUAGGUUCAAGCAGCGCCAAUGCUCAGAAGACUGUGGUGGGGGUCCUCAGUCCCUGUCCAGGGGGCUUCCUUGUAAAAAAGCAGCCGCUGAGGGCAGCAGUGAAAAGACUGUUUCAGACACAAAGCCCUCUGUACCUACCACUUCAGAAGGUGCUCCUGAGCUGGAGUUACAAAUCCCUGAACUACCUCUUGACCGCAACGAAUUUUGGGUCCAUGAGGCUUGUAUUCUCUGGGCCAAUGGAAUCUACCUGGUCUGUGGCAGGCUCUAUGGCCUGCAGGAAGCGCUGGAAAUUGCCAGAGAGACUAAAUGCUCCCAUUGCCAGGAGGCUGGCGCUACUUUGGGCUGCUACAACAAAGGCUGCUCCUUCCGAUACCAUUACCCCUGUGCCAUUGACGCAGGUUGUUUACUACAUGAAGAGAAUUUCUCGGUGAGGUGCCCCAAGCACAAAGUGAGACCGUGGAGAUGA
This is a messenger RNA of Apodemus sylvaticus (European woodmouse), 1410 nucleotides long. Its product is annotated as transcription factor 20-like. Gene Ontology annotation, cellular component: nucleus. The record is from RefSeq and is a predicted model, not a curated record. The transcript is spliced from 4 exons. Gene Ontology annotation, biological process: regulation of transcription by RNA polymerase II. Lineage: Eukaryota; Metazoa; Chordata; Mammalia; Rodentia; Muridae. The coding region runs from base 1 to 1410 and encodes 469 amino acids.